UUCAUAACAUAAUUAUUAUAACUGUAUUGAUAGUACCUUACGAACAUAUACAAAAUUAAUCGGGUGUAAAAUUUCAAAUAGUGUUAGUAAAUUGUUUUCGUAAUUUAGUAAACUAUUUUUUCUUUUUUAAAUAUUUUGUCUAAAGUAAAACGAAUAUAGUUGCAGUUAUAAUCAUAAUUUUUUUUUUGAUAAAUCAAUUGUGUAAAUUAUGUGAAUUUAAAGGAAAUAGCUUGGACGAUGGUACAGUUACUGGGCUUGGUCCAGUUUAUAAAUCUAUUUGUUGUUCAUGCGUAUGCAAAUGAUUAUUCCUGGUCGAAUGAACUUAAAUCGACAAAAGGCUAUACAGAAUGGUCAGGAGGAAUUGUUGCAAACCAUCAUCGAUUAAAAGCUGAUGAAAGUCCUUAUUUUGUCUUGAAUAAUGUUGUCAUUGAAGAUACUGGUCAGCUAAUCAUUGACCCAGGUGUAACGCUAAAGUUUUCACCAAAAACAGGAAUUACCAUAAAGGGUUCAAUUGUUGCAAAUGUAAUGACUAUUACAUAAUCAUUUUUUAAAUUGUUUUUGUGCAGACAAAAUUUGAUUUAUUCUAAUUUUAGGGAGAUGCACAUAAUAAAAUUGUGAUGACAUCUAGUACUAAUAUAGAAGAUUUAGAUGAUGGUUUAAGUCAAUCUUCUUCAAAUAUUAGAUUAGUGGAUGGUCCUAGUAUACAAGCUGGGCGUUUACAAUUAUUUUAUAAAGGUGGUUGGAGAUCAAUUUGUACGUCAACACAGUAAGUGUAAAAAGUAAUUAUUAUUUAGGUAUCUUACUAUUAAUUAAUUAAAAAACAUCUAUUUUAUUAUUCAUAGAUGGAAUAAUGCAGAUCUCCAAACUACAUGUCGGCAUUUGGGUUACCGUGGAGGCAAAUUUUUACGCUGGAUGGAACCUAAAACAGAUAAGCUUUAUACACGACUUAUGUUGUCUAAUUUACAAUGUAAAGGAAUUGAAAAUAAUUUAAUUAGCUGUAAAGGAUGGGAAAAUAAAAAAUUAGGGUCUGGCAGUUGUGGUAAGUUUUAAAUAUUUGUAAGAAAACUUAUUUUUUAAUUUUACUUUGAUUUUUAGUCCAGAAUGACUACCUACCUAAUGAGUCAUAUUUAAUCUCAAAGUAUUGUUUUAAUUAUUAUUUACCUAUGUUGAAUACAUUUAUGGUCCCUUAUACCUCUACCAUAAUAUUAUACAAUGAAAUAUUUUUAGUUUAAAUUUAAUUUUCAGAUUUUAAGCAAGAUAUUGCUAUUGAAUGUCAGCCCUAUUAUGAAAAUAGCUAUGCUGUUAAAAGUUAUUGGAAAGGGCUUAAAUUUGAAAAAGCACAAUUUAAAAAGUCAUUAAUUCAUUAUAAUACUCUUUAUCAACCAAUAUCAUUAUCAGAAUUGAGUCAUGUUAUAUUGACGUAAGUUUGUAUAUUUUUAAUAAAAUUUUUAUUUGUAGUCAAUUAUAGCACACUUAUAUGCCAUAGUAUAUCUAUCAUAUAUUGUAUGAUAUUGAAUUGUUGUGGAAUGAAAAAUGUAAGUGAAAAAUACAUUUAAUGAUAAAAAAUGUCUUUAUUUUAAACAAUUUAUUGUUUUUCAAAGUAAAUAAUCUCAAAUACUUUGGGCUUAAAAUUCAAUUUUAUUUUAUAUUUUAAUAAUUUUUUUAUCAAUGAAUCUAAUUGUUGAUCAAACUGUUCAAAAUAGUUGUUGAUAUCUGUUUUGUUUAAAUUUUAAACAUUUUAAGUUUUCGUUAUCCAAUAAUUAAAAAUGCUGCAUAUUAUAACAACAUAAAAUUAAAAAUACAAAUAAUGUAAAAGUUACUUUUUAAUUUAAAUUUAAAUGUACUUAGAUAUGCUGGUGUUGGUGCUGAAUAUAAAACCACUUCUGCAAUAGAAGUUAAUGGAGUUCCACCAUCAUUGAAGAAUGUGUCAAUUUUACAUUCUGCAUAUAAUGGAAUAAACAUAACAACAUCAGAUUCUAUACUAGAUUUACAUGAUUGUAUUAUAAAAAACAACAGAGGUAUAAAUAAAAAUUGUAUAUUGCUUACCAUGUAUAACAUUAUUUUAUUUUAAAAUACAUCCUAAAUAAUGAAUACUUAUGUGUUAAAAAUUGAACCUAAUUGUUGUAUUAACUUAGAGAGUUGUCGGAAGUCUUUUUGACUGAAGCUAUUUUUAGUUUGGUGAUUAUCUAGUGAUAUAAUACUCGACACAUUGGAUAUUUUCCCUACCUUUUGUACAUGUGUAUACUAUCAGUUUUAUGUUUUUCGAUUAAACUUGUUUAUUAGUAUCGCUUCAAUUGAACGUUUUCAUCAAUAAUCAGUCAUUUUUGCAUUCAAUGCAUUAAUAUUUAGCAAUUAUUUGUUUUAUAAUAUUUAGAAAAAUGGAGAAAUAAACUGAUUAUUUGAGAAGUUUGCUUCAGGAAACUAAAUAUUUGCCUGUAGGAAAAGAGUUGGGCUUUAAGGUGGUCUCCUAUUUAUAUAGUGUAUAUUAUAUUAUGUGUGUAUUAAAUAGGCUAUCCCAUGAAGAUAUACCCCUUGAAUAUAUCCAGAAAUAAUAAACAUUAUCAAAUUCUGGUUUUUUAUAUAUAUAUAUAUAUAUAUAUAUAUAUAUACAUUGCUCACCGGAAUGAGGGCUACAAAUAUUUAUUUUUGUAUUAAAUUAUUUUUUUUAGUAAAAAAAUUACUUUAUUUUAUUAUUAUCGGGAAAUUUUAAAAUAGGCAUUUUGUAGUUUAUUUUUCUUAACAUUUUUAUAAAUUACAUAUAUAUUCGAUGAAUAGUUUCUAAGUAACAGCAGUUUCAAAUUCUACUUAUUAGUGUGAAAAUUAAUGUUAUUGUUUAACACAGUUAGUUAUUCUCUAGAUAACAUCUAUAGAAUGGCUAUCUUACAUUUUCUUAAAAUAAUAAAUAAAGUUAUUUUUGAAUUUUUUUACUGAAAAAAAUUAUUUUUAAAAAAAUAUAAAUAUUUGUAGUCUUCAUUCCUGUGAGUAAUAUAUUUAAAAAAAAAAAAAAAAAAAUUUGUUUAUUUUUAUUAUCUUAGGAGAUAUUCAAGGGGUAUUAUCUUCGUGGGAUAGCCUGUACAUAAUAUACCCAAAUAUGUUAAUAAACUAACUUUUCAGCAAUUUAAAACAAAUUAUAAUAUGUCGGUCAAAAAGACUAACACAAGACACUUCUCAUUAAAUUUUUUAAUACGACACUUCUCCCAGGUUAAUUAAAUAUAAAAUUGCUUAAGCUUUUCUUUUUAAUGUAUUCUUAGGACAUGGCAUUUUUAUGAAUUCAUCAUUCGGUCAGUUAAGUUUAACAAAAACUUUAGUAUCAAAUAACAAAGGAGAUGGCAUACAUGUGGUACAAGGCAGUAUUGAUAAUGAUCUCUUAAGUAAUGUAAACGAAUUGUGUUCUCUUCCGACAACAACUAGUCAAACAUUUCCUGUUCUUGUUUCUAUACAACAAAAUAGUUAUAAUGCUAAACAAAUCAAUUGUUACAAGGUAUACAACUUUAGUUUUAUUAACAAUAUUAUUGUUAUAUAGAUAAAAUGUACCUAUUAUUGGUUUUAGAGUUUAUUCACAAAAAUUGGUCAAAUAUUAACUGUAAACAUUGAACACACUAAUUCUCAUGAGCUUGAAAAUAAUUCAUAUUUAAACAUUUAUGAUGGAGAAGUAUCAUCACCCGAUAGGUAUUAUAAUUUAGAAUAAUAUAUUAUUUAAUUUAUAUUGAUUUAAUAUUAAAAAUUAACUUUUAGACUUUUAGCUACUAUUUACGUCCACAAUAAUACAAUACCGCAAUCAGUCACAUCAAGACGUAAUAAUAUACUAAUUGAAUUUGUUGCACCGGCUAGAACAAAUGUGUUUGGUCUUCUCAGAGUGACAUCAGGAUUUGGUAAGAUAAUAUAAGAAAAUUGCCAUUCUUUUUUUUAUAACCCAUUUAAGACUUUUGCUGCUUUACUAUUUCCUCUCGUCUAAUUUCACUCUUCCAACACCUUAUGCAUACAUUUAAUAUAUCAAUUCAUCUUUACCUGAGGUGGCCUCUGGGUUUUCUCUCAUUAAUUAUACCUGGCAUUGCUUGUUUGCUAAUAUUGACAUUAACAAUUUUUGUUAGAUUAUAAAUAAUUCUUUAUUUUUACUUUUGUUUAGUGAAGUGGCAUAGUGUUAACAUAUCUGAAAGCAUUUUAUCUGAUAAUAUUGGCUCUGGAUUAUUUAUUGAGAAUUUAUACAGUGCUGUUUCAAUAUUUAAUUCAUCAGUUAACAAUAAUAGUGGAAGUGCUGGAGUAAAUGUAUUUAAUGGUUCAUCCGAUAUUACUAUAUUAGGUUCAAAAAUAAUGUAUAACAAUGGAUUUGGAAUUUUAACCAACAAUAAUGGUGGGAUACGUAAUGUUACUUAUUCAUUAAUUAAAUCUAAUUCAGGACCAGGAAUGGCUGUUAGGUUAUUAGACAAAAGCAUUAGCAAUAUAGCUCAGAAAACAAUUUUGACAUACUCAGAAAUUACGAACAACUCAGUAGAAAUUGAUGGAUGGUGUCGUGGAAAAUCACAGAUCAACGUAACAGAAAAUUUGUUCAGUUUUAGCAUUUAUGCAUUAGAAAUAAAGUCAUGUAUUGAACGAAAAGCAGAAACUACUAAUGUAAUUAUAUCUUACAAUGAAUUUUCUUAUAAUAAAAAGUUGGCAAUACUUAUAAAACCAAUGCUCAAUAUGGACGCAAUUUUGGAGUUUAAUCGGUUUAAAAAACAAGAACACGGCUGUAUAUUAAUUAGAAACGAACACUUUGAUGAAGAUUUUGAUGAAUCUCCUUCAACUGCUUUAUUAAAAAAUAAUGAAUUUUAUGAUAACAGUGGAAGUUAUGUAGUAAACUUGGGAUUAAGCACUUAUAGUCAACUACAUAAUUUGCUUUUUACAUGGAACUAUUUGAAAAACAACAAAAUAAUUCAACCUUUUAAACUAAUUUCAAGAAAUAAAGUAUCUGCAGUAAUUGUAGUUGCAUCUUCUAAUGUACUUGUCACUAGGAAUAUUAUUGAAAACCCUUUGUCCAAUUAUGAAAUAGGAGUUCAACUAGAAGAUCAGAGUCUUAUUGUGAAUACCACUUAUAAUUGGUUAGGAAACACUGAUGAUCAUUUCAUUAUUAAUCGACUAUUUCACAGGUAUAUUAUAUUAUUUUUUCUUAUAGUUCUUUUUUUUAUAAUUCUUGAUUUUUAUCCUAAUAAUGUUUAAUUAAUAGACGCGACCGCUAUAAUUUGGCUAAAAUUGAAUUUGUUCCCUUCUUGUUACAUCCUACUAAUCCCGGAACCACCUCAAUUAUGCCGGUGACCACAGUCGUAACUAAACUGUAUAAAGAACCUAAUGAUUUUGGAGGAGAAGUUGAUGGUUUAGAAACUGUGUCCAGUGGUGAAUAUGUUGUCACAAGAGACAUUAAUGUAGCAUCUAGUGGAAAAUUAAUUAUUUAUCCUGAUGUUACACUGAAGUAAUUACUAAUUACAUUUAUAUUAUAGUCAUAAGUUAUAAUAUUAUCUAAAAUAAAAAAUAAUUUAGAUUUAAUCCUGGUGUGGGUAUUAUGGUAGCUGGAAAAUUAGAAGCUCGAGGUCGAAGUCUUGAUAACAUCAAAUUUACUCUACAUGAAAAUUUGAACUCUAUAAGUAAUGAAUCGAUCAGCCCUACUCAUGUGCGAUUAGUUGCUGGAAGAACUUUUAACGAAGGCAGGCUUCAAGUAUGUCAUUUUUUAAAUUUAUUUUAUUAUUUAUGUCAUUAUAUUUUAUUUAAAAAAGGUGUACUCUGUGGAAUUAAAUACUUGGGGAUCAGUUUGUAACUAUGGUUGGACAAUUGAAAAUGCUGCUUUAGUAUGUCGACAAAUGGGCUUAGUUUUGAAUCCUGCUGAUUGGAAAGUCGAUGUACCUAUUGCGGAUCCUUCAGAACCAAUAUUGUUUACGUAAAUGAUGUUACUUAAGGAAUAUAUUUGUAUACAUUUUAUAAUAUUAAACUAAUAUUUGUUUAUAGAAAUGUGACUUGUUCUGAUGAAGAUGUAGAUUUGAUUAACUGUAAAGUAGAAAAAGUAAUAGACUCUGAGCAAUCAUGUGAUCAUUCAAAAGACGUUGCGUUUAGAUGUGAACAACCUGGUUGGUCAGGAUUGAGAUUGGGUGUAUUAGCAGAUACGUGCAAUCUACAAUUUAUUACAAUUGAGAAAGCUGGACUUUUUGAUUAUAUUACUAAUGAAUUUGGACCUGGUACGUUUUUUAAAAAACCUCUGAAGUUAAAUUAGGUUAGACAAUUUAAAAAAUGUGCUAAACAUUUAUUUUCAUCAUUUAUUAAAUUUUCAUAUAGUUGUAUAAAAUUGUCCAAUUUUUGGUUGAAAAAUUAAGUAUACAUAAAAUCUAUGUUUAUAUAUAUAUAAUAUGAACAACAGUAUCCUAUUCCUUAAGAUCACAAUUAUGUUAGAUCAAAAAUAAAUAAAUAAAAUAUUAGAUUAUACACAUUUUUGUGUUUGAAAUUGAUUAAUAAAACAAUUUUUAAUACAAAUUUUAUUUUUAUAGCUCUUCAAGUAGAUUUGAAUAGACAUACAUUUGAAGGUAUUCGUGUCACAGAAAACGCUGGAAAUGGUGUAGAAGUAAUUUAUUCUGAUUUAUAUAGUAGUCUGAGCUAUAUUCGUAAUUCAGAGUUUAGUGGUAAUAAAGGAGCUGGGAUAUUUUUCAAACAAUUUGGUUUAACCAUUGAAGGUAAAUAUAGCAUUUUAAAUAUUAAAUGUAUUUUAAUGUACCUUACAUAUAAAUCUGUCCAUUAAUCUACAGAUAGUAGAAUUGAAAGAAACAAAUAUGGUAUUCAGCAUGAUAGUUCAAUUAGUAUUGAUAAACAACGAGAGCUGGCAGGUUGGUUUAAACCAUUUGCAACAAGUUCAUAUCAAUAUAAACCAGUAUUAUUGCCCUACGACCAAUCAAAUUUUCAAAUAGAUUUAAAACCUAAUGAAUUUAGGUAUAUUAUUACAAAACAAAUAUCCUCACAAUUAAUAGAACCGGUACAAUCAAAAAUAGUAUUUCAGGUAAUUAUUAAUUUUAAUAAUCUGUUAGCUAAAUUAAGUAUAUAUGUAUUAUUUUUUAAAUUUAUUUUAGUGUACAAGAAUCAAUUAUGUUGUUGGAAUUCAAAUGUUAAAUACUCCUCAUAACAAUACUAGUGAAAAAAUUUUAAUUCGUAAUAUUCACAGUAACAAGAUUAAUGAUAACAUUUUAUGGAGUUCAAAUCGAGAUGUUGGCAUUUUCCCUACUCAAAGUAGUUCUAAUGGUAUUAUGUUAAAUUAUAAUAGUGGAAUAAAUCCACUGGGUAAUAUUGUUCUUCUCAUAUCAUGUGUACCAGGUAUUUAAAUAUUUAAUAUAUAUAUGUACAUUUUUUUUAAAAUUUAGUCAAUGUUAUUUAAAUAAUCAUGUUUAGCUACAAUAUAUAAAGGAUUAUUAGUUCAACCAGAACCAACAUUAUUUGUAACAAAAACUGCUAUUAAAAGUAAUGAAGUUGGAGUUUUUGUUAAAUACUAUAGCGAGUAAGUAUUUGCGCAAAUAAGUUUUAUAUAUAGACAAAUAAUGUCUAUUGUAUAUUAUAAUUUUUCUGUUAUAUUUAUUAAAUAAUUUAUGUUAAGAUUUAUGAGUGCUGAAAGUCAUAAAUAUAACAACAAACCAAAAAAAGGGCAGUAUUAUUUAAGAGCUUUAAAUGAAACAUUAUAUUUAUAUGACUGUGAUAUAUCUUACAACAAAAAUGAAGGUUUGCUGAUUAGUGAAAUCGAGCCAUUUUCAUUUCCAUUUAAUCAUUUAAACAAAUCGCAUAUUCAUAUAAAUGUCAGUAGUUCAAUAUUAGCAGAUAAUGGACAAAUUAUUAGUCACCAUUGCAAGUAUGUUUACAAUCUUAUUGAUACUUUACAGAAUAAUAAUUUUUAAAAGUGUAGAUGACUAAAAACACAUUAUUAAUGCGUCUCUUUUAUAUUAGAUUCUGAUAUUAAUAAAUAUAAUAUACAUAUAUUCUAUUUAUUUUUAUACUAUAGGAAUACCCAAAAUUCAUUAAAUGUUUUUAAAUUGGAGUUGUUUGGAAAUUCAUUUGAACGUAAUUUAAAAGAUGGUAUCCAAUUGACAUUACCAUAUUUAUAUUCAUACAAUGAAAACCUUACACACAUUGUGAUAAUUGAUAAUAACACAUUUAUUCACAAUUCUAAUUUGAGAGUAAAUAUUGGUGGACAUUUUACAAAGUUAAACAUUACCCGUAACAUUAUACAAAAUAACAUUUGUAAAGGUAAUUUCUAAAAAUACCUUAAUAUAAUUUUCUUAAAAUAUGUGUAAUUUUUAGUAAUAAAUUAUUAAAAUUAAUUUAGAUGGCUUAAUAAUGAUUACGGGCAUGGAAAAAUAUAUGUUAAUCUGGAAAAAUAUAAUCUCUUCAAAUACUGGAGAUUUUAUGAUAAUGUUUAAUAUUAAAAGCCAAUGUGAAAUCAUGAGUUCAGUAUUUGCAUUAUUUAGGGAGAAUAUGUUUAAAAGUAACUCUAGAUCAUUCACAACAAGAGUAAGUAUUUUAAACAUUACAUUAUAUUUUUGAAUUUUUAUAACUUAAAGUUUAUUUUAUGUUAGUCGAACUCAGCAUUAAUUAUAUUUGAUGGCAUUCAAAAUGUUAAAAUUGAUCGUAAUUUAAUGUCAUCAAGUAAUACUAUGAACUAUAAUAUUAUUGCUGGUCUUCAUACAUCAAGAACAAGUAAUGCAAUAAAUAUGGCAAAUAAUUGGUGGGGAUCUUUGGAUGUAAAGCGUAUAAAAGACCUAAUAUUCGAUUUUGAUGAUUGGAAUAAUAAUGCAGUUACUGUUUUCACACCAUUUUUAAUUGAUGAUUCAUUUGAUGCAUCAUUAUCUGUGAGUGUUAUUUAUACAUAAUAUAUUAUAAAUUUAGAUUAAAAAAUAUAACAUUUAUUCUUGAAAUUUUAGAUGACUUGGGAGGAUAAUUUACGUAUUUCUAACGGAGUUUUGGGUGGUACAAUUUCAGAAUCAUUAACAAUUGCUCCACAAGAAAAUCCAUACUUAGUUUUAUCAGACAUAACUGUAAUGCCCAGUGUAACUUUAACUAUAUUGCCAGGAACUACACUAGAAUUUGCACCCAAUGUUGGCAUUCUUGUUCUUGGAUCUAUGAUUGCCAAAGGGUAUACUGGUGGUGAAAUAACAUUUAAGCCUAUUAAUAAAGUAAUAUUGUCGCAUGCACAUAAUUUAAAAUCAAGGUAUUAUCAUAAUUUUAUAAUACAUAUUUGAUCAUUAAACACUUUAAAUUAUCUUUAAUUGAUUGUUUUUUUGUCUAUUAAGGCCUACUAUACGGUUAAACCAUGUGAAAAAUGUUGAUGAUCUAAAUACAAAUAUGUAUGGAUUUUUGGAAAUAUGGAAUAGUACUCUUAUGCAAUGGCUACCAACUUGUGAUCGAUCAUUUACUGAAGCUAAUGCUAAAGUAGUAUGUAAAGAAAUUGGGUCAAAUAGUAGCACCUUAAACAAUUGGUUUACAUGGAAAAAACAUUAUUAUAACGAAAGUCAAAUGGUUGUUGCUGCUCAAAGUUGGCCACAACAUUUUAGAUGUUCAGGUAAUUAUAUUAAAAAAAAAAAAAAUUACAUAUAUAUAUUUAUUAAAUUCUCAAUUUUAGGAAAUGAAAAUUAUUUCAUGGAUUGUCCGAUUUUAAACUUUGCUGAUGAAUUUUUAUCAUGUGACUGGAAUGAUGAAUCAUUUGUGUUUGUGUACUGUACUCAAAGCAUUCUUUCUAAAAAUCAACAACAUUGGGGUGGCAUAAGGUAAUACAAAAAUAUUAUUUUAAUAUAACUUUAUUAUAUAUUUUACACUUAAAAAAAAUUACAUAUUACAGUAUCAACGUGUUUUUCAUUUUGCUCAAAAUCUAAAAUUUCAUGUAAAAUAAUAAAUAUUUUGUUAAAAAAAUGGUAUUUUGCAAUUUUAUUGUUAAAAUAAUAAAUAGAUGAUUAUUUAAUUUAUAACAUAAUAUAAUAUUAAUAAUUAUUUCUUAUACAGAUUUGCUAAUAAUGAUUUUGAAGUAAAUGAUUAUGCUGAAUAUUUACAUGAUGAUGAAAACCAUGGAUUGAAAUCGAAUAUACAAUCACAACUACAAUAUGUACAAGUAGAAGGUGCUGGAGUCCUACAUAAUAAAUUAUCUCCAGCUGUUCUGAUAAUUGGAAAGUCACCUUAUAUAAAUUCAAUUAAUGUUACAAAUUCAGCAUCUGAUGGAAUAUCUGUUAUUACAUUUAAACAUCAAAAUAUACAUCUUUUUUCCAACUGGUUUGUUAUAAUAUUUUUAAAAGUAAAUGUUUUUGUACUUAUUAUAUUAUUAUUGGCAUUUCAGGUUUGAAAAUAAUACUGGAUUUGGUAUAAACAUAAUUUCAUUAACGGGAGAAGGCCAAGAGAACCUUGAAAGUUCUUUUGAUGUUUUAAAACAAGUGAAUUUACCUAGAGAUACUUUUGGUUUAUUGGAUAUGUGUGAUUCUAUUAAAGACAUAGUAGUUUACGAACGAAUGAUUAUACAUUUCAAAUAUGGUGAUCAACCUUUGUCUUGUAUCAAAAUUUUCCGCAGUGAUUUAGGAUCUAAAUCAUUAGGUUUAAGGUACACAAAUCAUAAUUAUUCAUUUAAUUUUGAAGGACUUUCUUUUAUUAUUUAUUUAUGUAUUUUAUAUAUGGAUAUUACAGAUUAUUACAAUUAAAUUUAGCCCAUGAAACCGAUCAUAUAAGUAUAUAUGAUGGUAUAUUGUAUAAUAAAACUUCUGAAAUUCUUCGUCUAGUAAAAUCUCCAAAAUCACAAAGGAGAAGAUUCAUAAAAUCCACAUUUGGUAGCAUUAGUUUAAAGGUUGCCGCACAAGCUGCUUCUUCUCGUAUUUAUGGUUUCAUUGCAGAAAUCGUUACUCUUCCAAUAGCUGCAAUUGGUUUUGGUAAAUAAAUUAUAAUAUAAUAAUUAUUAUUAUUUAUGAAUGUUUCUCAUAGAUAUUUUACUUUUCAGAUCGCAAUACUGAACAUAAUAUUUCCUAUUCAGUGAUUAAUAAUAAUUUUAUGGGUGCUAUAAAUUAUGCCUGUGCUGGUGAGGUAAAUCCACACAUAAGCAUUGCUUGGAAUAAAAUAACCAAUAAUUGUCAACACAUACCCAAUUCAAACAUUAGUACAUGUGAUAUGCCUAUUCAGCUUCAAUUACAAAACACUCAAAGUUUACAACUUCAUGUAAAUUUAUAUAAUUUUAUUGUAAUAAUUAAUUAAAAGUACCUAUAAAUUGUAUAGCUUUUAUUUUUUUUAAUUUAAAUUUAGAAUAACCUUGUUAUGAAAAACCAAGGUGGUCUUAAAGUAACAGCAGACUCGAGUGGAUAUGCUACUACUUUGCAAGCAAACAUACAUAACAAUUUAUUUGCAGAAAAUGUUAAUUUGCCAGUUUUAAAUAUUACUGGUGUACGUGUUGCUCCUCAACAGCACAUAACAAUGUAUCGCAACUUUUUUUCAGAUAACAUUGCACCAUAUGAGAAUAUAAUUGAACUUGUGCAGGUAAUUAUAUAACUAUUAAUAAUUUAAUAUCAUAUUUACUUCUAUUUUUUUCUGUUUUCAGGUUAUUUCAAAUUUUACUUUCAAUUAUGUAUUCGGCAACAUUGGUUUUCAUAUAUUAAAAAUGUCUGGUUUUCAAGGAAUUCGAUUGCCAUUACAAUCAUCAACAUCACACAAUGGAUUUUAUUGGUAAAAAUUUGGUUACUAUUUAUAUUUCCAAGUAUUUAUUUAAUUUUAAUAAUAUCUAUAUAGGAAUGAAGCCACUAACAUACAGAACAAAGGAACAAUAUUGGCAUUAUCGAAUGGUCAAUAUUAUAUACAUAAUAUAUUUUAUGAUCCUGAAAAUAAUUAUGAAAUCAUAGCUGCGACCAGUAAUAAUAGAUCACAGUAAAGAUAAUUCUUUAUUUUAUUUUAAUAUUAUAAUUAUUGUUAUUUUCAUUUUUAAUAAUACACUUAUAAUACAGUGAUUACAUUUACGCUAUUGAUGGUUCUGUUGAUGCUCGUCAUAAUUAUUGGGGUUUUAAUGAUUCAAUUGCUGUGUAUGGACGCAUUAAAGACUACAAAGAUGAAAUUGACUUAAUGCCUGUCGAUGUAAUACCAUAUUAUUUGUCAAACAAAACUAUUCUUGAGUCAGAAAAAUGUCCUCCACCAUGGAUUUUAAUGCCCACUUCUAAUACUUGUUAUGGAUAUAUUGCAGUUCCCAUGACGUUUAAUGAAGCUAAAACAUUUUGCAUGGUAUGUUUAUGAAGUAAACUUGGAGAUCUAGAUUUAUUUAUUACAUAUUAUAUUUUAUUAGACAAUGAAUGCUUCUGUACCAUUCAUCACUGGUGACUAUGCAAACAUCAGGAGAACACUACAAUUGCAAAUCUUUGAUUAUGGCCUAAUAUGGGUUCAGCAUAUUGGUUACAUUGGACAGUGUACAGCUCUAGGUUUUAAUACGAUACAUACUAAUUUAGAAUGUGCCUCUCGUAAUGCAUUUAUUUGUGAAAUGGGUAAUAAUUUACAUUAGGUAACUAAUAUAAAAAUUAUUUUUAUUUUUUAUUAUCUAUUUGUUUACUAGAUCCUCAAGUUAUUAUAAAUCCAUUGAAAUGGCGCGAUGAUAUUGUUAACAUAGCCGUUACAGGAUUAUUAUUCGGUUGCUUUAUUUGUGUGGCAUCUGUGUUAUGUUGUUGGUGGACGAAAUCAAAACGAAGGCAAGUGCAGAGGCUUAACAGGAGAAAUUCAAUUCGCCAAUCAUUGACUUCAUUGAGAUCAUUAUCCUUGUCACAGCCUGCAUUUUCUGAUUUAAAUUAUCGACGUAAACCAGUAUGUAAAAUAAAUUAUUUUUAUAAAAUUCAAUGAAACUAAAUUUCAGUUUAUAGUAUCCAUUUAAACAGUGUAUUAAUAAUAGAGAUUAAUUAUUAACUUUCUUUCAAUUUAAAUUCUAAAUUUUAGAUGAUUGAUAAUAUUAGUGGUUUUAACACAAUAUCAACUAAAGCAAAUGGAAGUUCUGAUUCCAUAAUUAAGUCUCAAUUCAAUUCGUCAGUUGACGAAUAUGAGCCAAGUGAUUUAUACGAGGUGCAUAAUAUCAAUGAUCCCAUACAUAUAGAAAAUGAAUAUGAUUUAGCAUACAAAAAUAAAGGUAAACUAUUUAUUUUUAAAACAGAAAAAGAUAGUUUAGUAUCUAUUACAGGAAUGUUUAUUACUUAGGGUUUAGAGACAAUUCUACAUUUGCAUCAACAGUGGGUAUUUGGACAGACAAUAGUCGAGGAGUAUACAGUAGUACAGAAGUACUCGAAACAAAUUUAGAUCAACCACCUUCACCUCCUCCCAGAUCACAUAGCCAACCAUUAGAAACCUCAAUGUGAUAUUGUAUAUUUUAUAAAAAUGUACCUACCUUAUUUUAAAUUUUGAGUGGUGCAAAGAUUGUAUUGGUUUAACUAUACUGUGUUUUUUUAAAUUUUUUUAUUACUUAUUCGAUCUCUAAACUCAGGGACUACUCACCGUUAUUUUUAUUUACUUAUUAUAAUUAUACAGUAUUUAUAAUGUUUUAGUAUUAACGCUUAAGAAAUUAUGUUGAAAAACAAGCACUCACUGCCUAUGAUUGUAUUUAAAGUCCCUUAAUAUUUUUUUUUUUCGUGGAUAUGCGGACACUAUUAUAGGUUAAGGGAAACCGAAAAGAUAAAUUAUUGUUUUUGUUGUAUUUUUGUAUUCAUAUAUUUAGACAUAUAAUUUUAAUUUAGAUUAUUAAUUUUGUAUUGUGAUUAAAAUGAAAUAAUAUUCCGUCCAGUUUACUCAUUAAUAUACUUAAUAAUAUUACGAACCGUCCAGAAUAACAAAAAAAUAUAAUAUGAACAUAAAUAGUAUUAUAUUUAAUUACCUAUAAAUAAGUUAAUGUAUAUCAUUUUUUAUAAUACAUAAAUAAAUAUACCUAUAUAAUAUUUGUUUAAAUUGGAA
Molecule: messenger RNA, 13932 nt
Organism: Cinara cedri
Lineage: Eukaryota; Metazoa; Arthropoda; Insecta; Hemiptera; Aphididae
Source: the annotation of a GenBank genome assembly